AGUCUUACAAAUGUUCCGUGUGUGAGAAGAGCUUCAACCAAAAGGGAAAUUUGAACCAACACAUGCUAGUGCACACUGGUGAGAAACCUUUCUCCUGCUCUGUCUGUGGCAAGUGCUUCACCCAGAAAGCCAACCUGACUGCCCACCAGCUCUCCCACACAGGAGAGAAGCCUUUCUCCUGUUCCGUCUGUAGGAAGGGCUUCACUCAGAAAGCAUAUCUUAAACAACACCAGAAACUGCACACUGGAGAGAAGCCGUACGCCUGCUCCGAGUGUGACAAGAGGUUCACCUUCUGUACAUCCUUGAAAAGACACCAGCUGCAACACACAGGAGAGAAACCGGACUCGCUAAGUUGUAAAGAAAUACACCAGCAAUCGCACUGCAAAAAAGUCGAGGAGAGUCUCUCUGCAUCAGCAGCAGAACCUGAACAACACCAGGAGAAUCACAAAACUAAGACGUCGUCUCACUGCUGCUCAGAAUGUGGGAAACAUUUUAAAAAUUCAUCGUCUCUACAGACCCACAUGAGAAUCCACACGGGAAAGAAGCCAUACCCCUGCCCCGACUGUGGGAAGAAUUUUGCUACAAAAGGAAGUUUGAAUUUGCACCAGAGGUCACACACAACAGAAGCAGAGAAACCCGUCCACUGUGAGAAGGAGAACACAUCACAGGGGCAGCAGAUGGUAUCUGAUAACUUACAGGACCUCUGUCAAACACUGGGGCUGAAGGCUAAAGUCGAAGAGGAGGAGGAAGAGGAGAAGGAAGAGGAGGAGGAGGAUGGAGAAGGGCCGACGGAUAAUGCAGAGGAAGUUGGAGGGCUGAUUAAUUCUGAUGGAGAAGAAGUUGACUGGGGUUCUGUUCAACAUAGUGAGAGUCCUGUCCGUGGCUCUGGUAGUCUCAUUAUAACCCAUAAUACCAACCUCUCUCUACAGGUGAGAGUCCUGUCCGUGGCUCUGGUAGUCUCAUUAUAACCCAUAAUACCAACCUCUCUCUACAGGUGAGAGUCCUGUCCGUGGCUCUGGUAGUCUCAUUAUAACCCAUAAUACCAACCUCUCUCUACAGGUGAGAGUCCUGUCCGUGGCUCUGGUAGUCUCAUUAUAACCCAUA
Messenger RNA from Oncorhynchus tshawytscha (Chinook salmon), 1104 nucleotides. Its product is annotated as oocyte zinc finger protein XlCOF19-like. Gene Ontology annotation, molecular function: DNA-binding transcription factor activity, RNA polymerase II-specific; RNA polymerase II cis-regulatory region sequence-specific DNA binding. Gene Ontology annotation, biological process: regulation of DNA-templated transcription. The transcript has 2 exons. The record is from RefSeq and is a predicted model, not a curated record. NCBI's taxonomy places the organism in Eukaryota, Metazoa, Chordata, Actinopteri, Salmoniformes, Salmonidae. The coding region runs from base 63 to 968 and encodes 301 amino acids.